Molecule: messenger RNA, 6183 nt
Organism: Oncorhynchus mykiss (rainbow trout)
Lineage: Eukaryota; Metazoa; Chordata; Actinopteri; Salmoniformes; Salmonidae
Product: diacylglycerol kinase zeta
Biological process (GO): phospholipase C-activating G protein-coupled receptor signaling pathway
Cellular component (GO): glutamatergic synapse; plasma membrane
Molecular function (GO): protein binding; ATP-dependent diacylglycerol kinase activity
Source: RefSeq, a predicted model, not a curated record
UCUCUCUCUCUCUCUCUCUCUCUCUCUCUCUCUCUCUCUCUCUCCUCUCUCUCUCUCGGGCCACACAUGGACUAAAAGUUAGACAGACAAGCUGGGGAAAGGCGUGGAUGGUUAUUGACCUGCUUCCAUCAGCCACUGCAGAGGGACAUUGAAAAGGGAACCCACAAGCUGUGGGUUGCCAUGGACACCUUUUUCCGCCGGCACUUUAGACUGAAAGGUGCGGAACAAUGCCAAUACAGGCGGCCUGGCGUGGCGGUGCCCACAAGCAAGGCUCGCCGGCGCUCCAGUGUAGGACUGCCCUCUGCUGGCCUGGUCCAACGUAGGCGCUCUAGUGUGGGACUGUCAUUCACAGGUCCUGUGGGACGCAGAAGGUCCAGUGCAGGCCUGUCGCCGACUUCUCAAUCACAACGAAGACGUUCCAGUGUUGGCCUGCAGUCAGGUUAUGUGGGCCGUAGAAGUUCCAGUGUGGGCUUGGCCUGCACUGCUCACCAACAACGCAGGCGCUCCAGCGAGGUGCAGGGGUUACCCCACUGUUAUUAUGGAGGGGAGCAGCUAGUGAGAACCAGAUACUACACCAGGCGACGCUCCAGCACCACCAUGGCCUGUGUCAAUCCCCGCUUCUCUGUCCGCCGCCGGCGAGCCGCCAAGCUCCGCACCAUUGACACCCAACUGCUGGGGCCUUCCAUGCUGCUGGCCAGCCUGGUCCAGAUGAGUGCGGAGCAGCAGAGGGCACCAGGGGCGCAGGGCGGUGAGGGGGCAUCAGGAGAGGGCACUGAGAGCUGCCCCUCCUCCUCGUGCUGCUCCGAGUCGGAAGGGGACAGCUGCAGUCAGAGAGAGUGUAGCACCAGGUCGGAGGGCAGCGGGAGUGAACAAGAGGGGACUGAGGCAUCAUCAUCAUCAUCAUAUCCAGAGGGAGAGAGGACGUCUCCAUGGCAGGACUGGAAUCAGGCUCAUAGUAUGGCAGCCUUGACGAUGGAGAGCAUCCAGUCCCGGCCUCUGAUCCGCGCCCCGCGCUGCCUGCGCCGUAACUCCUCCCACCUGCUGCCGGCGGAGGCGGUGCACCGUAGCAGGGCGGCCUACGGUGUGCACGGGCACUACCGACGCUCCAGCCAGUUACGGAGGCCUUCCACCAUCUCCAACAGCGCCUGGCAAGGCAGGCUAGUCCCCACACCCAGCCGCAGGAGCUCUAUAGUGGCCCGCCACUCCUCCCGUUCCCUGUAUAGGAACUGUUCCGCUUGCUGGAAGCCCAGGGUCCGCAGGGAGUCCCUCAGCCCCCUGCAGGGCACCUACUAUGACCCCCGCCUGGAGACUUGGAGUGGAUUCGUCUCGAAGGCCAUUGCUAAAUCGGGUCUACAGCACCUGUCUGCCCAGCCCAGUGCCUCAGCCCUGGCCAAGUUUGACCCAGACAGGGAGAUCCGGAGCAGCUGUGACUGGACCGAGAACGCCCUGUAUGGGGAGCACAUCUGGUUUGAGACCAAUGUCUCUGGGGACUUCUGUUACGUCGGAGAGCAGCACUGCUUCGCCAAGACACUGCAAAAAUCUGUAGCCCGAAAAAAGUGUGCAGCCUGCAAGAUAGUGGUUCACACAAUCUGCAUAGAACAGCUAGAAAAGUUAUUCGAGGCUACGCCCUAUGAAGACAGCCUGCUUAUCGAAGACCCCGCCUUUAGAAUAAACUUUAGGUGUAAACCAUCAUUCAGGGAAUCGGGGUCUAGGAAUAUACGAGAGCCAGUCCUCCAAAGACAAGGUGCUCUAAAGUGCCUCAGGCGGAUGGCUAACUGCAUGGCCACCCCUUUCCUGAGCCAGUCCCAGCCCACCGUAGUGCGGCACCAUUGGGUCCACCGGAGACGCCAGGAUGGGAAGUGUCGCCAGUGCGGGAAGGGUUUCCAGCAGAAGUUUGCCUUUCAUAGCAAAGAGAUUGUGGCCAUCAGCUGUUCAUGGUGUAAACAGGCAUAUCACAACAAGGUGUCCUGCUUCAUGCUGCAGCAGAUCGAGGAGUCCUGCUCCCUGGGUGCUCAUGCCUCUGUCAUCGUACCCCCUACUUGGAUCCUCCGGGUUCGCAGACCUCAGACCUCACUAAAGUCGAGCAAAAAGAAAAAACGGACCUCGUUUAAGCGCAAGUCCAGCAAAAAGGGAGUAGAGGAGGCGCGCUGGAAGCCCUUCAUAGUUAGACCCAUUCCCUCUCAGCUCAUGAAGCCGCUGUUGGUGUUUGUCAACCCAAAGAGUGGGGGGAAUCAGGGAGCCAAGAUUAUCCAGUCGUUCAUGUGGUACCUGAACCCUCGCCAAGUAUUUGACCUGAGUCUGGGAGGACCCAAGGAUGGGUUAGAAAUGUACCGUAAGGUGCAUAACCUGAGGAUACUGGCAUGCGGAGGGGAUGGCACGGUGGGUUGGAUCCUGUCUGCUCUGGACCAGCUCCAACUGAACCCCCAGCCUGCAGUAGCCAUCCUGCCUCUGGGGACAGGCAACGACCUGGCCAGGACCCUCAACUGGGGGGGUGGUUACACAGAUGAACCGGUGUCUAAGAUCCUGUCUCAUGUAGAGGAUGGGAACGUCGUCCAGCUCGACCGGUGGAAUCUAAUAGUGGAGCCCAACCAGGAUGCUGUUGCAGAGGAGAGGGAUGAGCAGCAGACUGACAAGCUCCCCCUCGACGUCUUCAACAACUACUUCAGCCUCGGCUUCGACGCACACGUGACACUAGAAUUCCACGAGUCUCGAGAGGCCAACCCGGAGAAAUUCAACAGCCGCUUUCGGAACAAGAUGUUCUAUGCAGGGACGGCCUUCUCGGACUUCCUCAUGGGCAGCUCCAAAGACCUAGCCAAACACAUCAAGGUCGUGUGCGACGGCACCGACCUCACCUCAAAGGUUCAGGAUCUGAAGCUGCAGUGCCUGGUGUUCCUCAACAUUCCCAGAUACUGUGCUGGUACCAUGCCAUGGGGCAACCCAAGCGAGCACCAUGACUUUGAGCCACAACGGCACGACGAUGGCUGCAUUGAAGUUAUCGGCUUCACCAUGACCUCUCUGGCCACGCUGCAGGUCGGAGGUCACGGUGAGCGGCUGAACCAGUGCAGAGAGGUGACCCUCACCACCUACAAGUCCAUCCCCAUGCAGGUAGAUGGGGAGCCUUGCAAGCUAGCCCCCUCCACCAUCCGUAUCUCCCUGAGGAACCAAGCGAACAUGGUGCAGAAGGCCAAGAGGAGGACAUCUAUUCCGCUGCUCAAUGACCAGCAGCCCUUCCCGGAGAGGUUAAGGAUCCGGGUGAACCGUAUUAGCAUGCACGACUAUGAGGCCCUACAUUAUGACAAGGAGAAACUCAAAGAAGCCUCUAUCCCACUGGGACUUAUCGUUGUCCCGGGUGACAGUGACCUGGAAACAUGUCGCUCCCACAUCGAGAGGCUCCAAGAGGACUUCAUCUCCAUUCAUCCCUCCUUCAAACGACUGGUGCUCCAGGAGGAUGAUGGAGCUAAAUCAAAGACCCUUUCCUCACAGAAGCUUUCGCCGAAGUGGUGCUUCUUGGACUCCACAACUGCAGAUCGAUUUUACAGAAUUGAUCGUGCUCAGGAACACCUAAACUAUGUGACCGAGAUAUCCCAAGACGAGCUCUUCAUCCUGGACCCUGAGCUGGUCGUCACGGAGACGGUGAGCACCUCACCAGGGAUGCCUGAUCUGGUUGAUUCUUCUGGUGAAUUCCCAGAGGCGUCGAGCAAGUUUGCCUUCCCGUCCUCUUCCUCGUCUCCUCCCCCCUCACCGGGACCCAGUCCCACCAGCCCCCAAUCGGACAGCGAGGCCAUGGCCGUCAGACACAAGAAAUCCCACUUCUUCUUCUCUCCCUCCGGCUUCCCCUUUCCUGUCAGGAAGAGGAUCACGGAGCUCCAGAAGACCACUCAGAGGAAGCGAAUAUCCAGCGACAGCUCGGUGGUGGAGGCACUGGCACACAGCAGCUCCCUCAGGUCCAAUAAGCCUGCCCUCACGAGGGCAGGAUGUAUCCAUCGGUCUAACACUACUGCAGCUGAUUUCAACCCAACAUUGAGGUCGGAGAAGAAUACACUGUGCAAUACAGACAAAGUAUCACCGGAAGUGUUGAUUGAAUGUGUGAAGCGCAAAGACCAUCUGAAGCUGAAGGAACUGCACAAACUGGGAGCUGACCUAUCACUGCAGGACCCCUCAGGAUGCACCCUGCUCCACUAUGCUGUGGACACUGGUAGCAAGGAGACUGUCAAAUACAUCCUGGACAAUGCACCCACAGAUAUCCUGGAUGUAACAGAAAAGGAAAAUGGGGAGACAGUGUUGCACAAAGCAGCGUCACUGUGUCAGAGGACUAUCUGUCACUACCUGGUAGAGGCAGGGGCAUCCCUCAUGAAGACAGACUUACAGGGUGACACACCAAAGCAUCGUGCAGAGAAGGCCAAGGAUGCAGAGCUGGCUGCCUACCUGGAGAACCGGCAGCACUACCAGAUGAUCCAGAGAGAGGACCAAGAGACAGCUGUGUGACCUCCCUCUGCUCCCUGACCUCCAGCACCACUUCCCUAUAACCCUGUGCCAAAACUACUUUAGCUAAAAGAGGAAACUCACCAGAGAAGAUGGUUAAAAGAUAGCCAGUGUUGUAUUCUCCUGCUAGGGAGUUGGUUGGAAUCCUACCAGAUGAGAGGUCUUAAAGGUCCAUCACGUGAGAGAUGCUUGUGACCAGUGGACUUGAUUAUUGCACUGCCAAAAAAAAAGCUGUUUUGUGUCGGAACGCUUGGAAGAGAUGGCUCUUCUGUUACAUGUUUUUUUUCUCCCCAGGUUGUGUUGCGCUCGCGAUCCACCUAGACUGAAUGUUGAAUUUUGCUCCAAGGUUUUAGGACAGGAGCUUGGAUAACUGAAUGUCCAGGUCAUUGUAUUAUUAUACUCUUCGAUGGAGCUGCAUCUCUCUGUGUCUAUAAACAGCAGCAUGAGCGUUUCAACUGUACGGAUCACAAUGACUCAGUAGAUUUCAAAAGGGUAUGAACACUCUGAUCUGUAGGCCAGCUGUCUUUUAAGGCUACCAAAAAAUGACAUUAUUUGGAUUACGGUUUUAUUUGUUUGUUGUACAUUAUUAUAAUUUGUUGACUGAUUUGUCCACCCAUAGUGCAGUGUGAUGGUAUCAAACUAUCCACGAAGGUGGGGAAUUUGACACAUAAUACUUUUCUCAUCACCAAACAAUUUUGAAUUGAAUAAAUCAAUAUUGUUCUACUUUAUGAUCACUUGGCAAAUGUUUAUUUUAUUUCUUAGUUUUAAUAAGGAUAUUUGGUACUGUACACUCGUAGUAGCUCUGUGUUAAAGCAGUUUAUGCACUGCAGCUCCAAUUGCCUUGAUUUUCUUAUUUUGUUGGCUGAUUAGUUUGUAUUUAAUGUACUUAAUUAAGUCAUGGUGUAUUUUUAUUGCAUUUUUAAGCAGAUUGAUGUUUAUAUAAUUUGUACAUACUAUAAAUUUAAAAUGUUUUGUGUUUGGUCAUUAUUUACUAUAAAAAAUGUGCAUUUGAUAUGUAUUAGUUUCAGAACUACAAAGCAUUUCCUCUCUCAUAUUGUGACAGAAGUCAAAGGCGUAUUUAUUCACCUCAACAUUUUUUACAGAUCCUUAACAUGCACAUGAAGCGGUUAAAUUACGUUCAGCAAACGACGGUUUGAGUUGUAAAAUUUACAGGGUGGAUGUUGUUUUUUUACAUACAAAAAUAAUAAGUUGUCUUCGCACAAACCAAUCGUUUGUGGUUGCUAUUUAUUUUCCAUAGUUAUAAUCUGUUAAAAUUUGACUGGCCAUUUAAACCAGCAAUAUAAUUAAACUUAAGUUAUAAAGACCUGUGAUUCAUUUAAAUUGUGUUAUAUUGUGUAGAGAGUGGUGGGAAGGAAUUGGUUUCAUUCCGAAAGAUAUCCUACAUUAUAACUAGUUUAAUGUAGCACCACAGUAACUGUGGAUCUACUGCAUUUUGAAAUGAGUUGUUUCUCUGGCUGUUUUUUCUCAUUCUUUAAUCACUAAACAUCCUUGUAAGACGUCCUUGUAAACACAUUAACAAGGUAUACUUUCAUAUACACAUUUUUUACUUGAUUGUGUUUGUUGUCCGAAGUUUAUAGUUUUGAACUUCAAACAACCCAUAAUGCCAACUAAGAUGCAUUUAAUUGUAAAUAAUUGCUGUUCUCUAUUAUGGCCAGAUACAUUAAAUGUAGCACUGAAUCA